This is a messenger RNA of Henningerozyma blattae CBS 6284, 921 nucleotides long. It is a transcript of the gene CYC3, whose product is annotated as holocytochrome c synthase CYC3. The coding region runs from base 1 to 921 and encodes 306 amino acids. The transcript has a single exon. Lineage: Eukaryota; Fungi; Ascomycota; Saccharomycetes; Saccharomycetales; Saccharomycetaceae. The record is from RefSeq and is a predicted model, not a curated record. Gene Ontology annotation, cellular component: mitochondrion. Gene Ontology annotation, molecular function: holocytochrome-c synthase activity. Gene Ontology annotation, biological process: cytochrome c-heme linkage.
AUGGGCUUGUUCUGGGCUACCCCUACAAAUACAGAUUCAAAUUCGAACUCAAGCACAACUAAGACAUCUGGCAGUAAGCUAGAAUUGGAAUCCAAUUGUCCUUAUUUAAAAGGGAAAAAUAGCAGUAAAGAUAACGCUAAUGUCAGCACUACUCCAUUUGAAAAUAUUUUACAGAGGCAAAACAAUAGUAUAUCCAAUGAAGCAAACAACCAAGAUUCGCUAGACCCUUUAAAUCACUUGCCAAAAGAUCUUUCUUUAUCAGAAUUACCUGGGCAAUCAAUAGAUCUUCCAAAGGAAAGAAGCAUUUCGUCAAUCCCCAAGGGUAAUACAAACACUCUAUGGGAAUAUCCUUCUCCACAGCAGAUGUAUAACGCUAUGGUCAGAAAGGGUAAGAUAGACGUUUCUACUGGUGAAGAGAUUGAGAAAGAAACUGUUAUCUCUAUGGUUGACGUUCAUAAUUUUUUAAACGAAGGUUGUUGGGAUGAAAUAUUGAAAUGGGAAAAACCUUACACUGAAAAAUCAAAUUAUAAGCCAACUCUAUUAAAGUUUAUAGGUAAGCCAGAUCAAUAUUCUCCCAGAGCAAAAGCUAUCCAUUAUUUGAGUAUGAUUCUACCUAAUCAUUUUUCUAAUGAAUUACCAUUUGAUAGACAUGAUUGGUUUGUUCUUAGAAAAACUGAUCCAAAUACCCCAAUAGAUCAAGGCACGACUACAAAUGCAUCAGUAGAUGGUGUUACUCCAGGUUUCAAAGUGAUUAGAUAUGUUAUUGAUUUCUAUGGCGGUCCAGAUGACAAAAAUGGUAUGCCAACCUUCAAUUUAGAUGUAAGGCCAGCUCUCGAUUCAUUGACUAAUGUUUGCGAUAGAUUUAACCACCAAUAUCAACGGUUUAAUCAAAAAAGAUCUAUUGAUCCAAAAAAAUCAUAA